CUCGCCCAGCCGAGCAGAGGGCGGCGGCGGCGGCGGCUGCUGGAGCAGCCCCGGAGGAGGAGGCGGCGAGGAUGGCGGCGGUGGCGUGGGCGCGGCGGAGAUGAGCGCCCGCGGCCCCGGGCCCAGGGCGGCGCGGCCGGAGUGGGCUGGGGUCCCGAUGCAGGCCCGAGGGGGGCCAUGGGGCAGGUCCUGCCGGUCUUCGCCCACUGCAAAGAAGCUCCAUCUACAGCCUCUUCUACCCCUGAUUCCACAGAAGGAGGAAACGACGACUCCGAUUUUCGGGAGCUGCACACAGCCCGGGAAUUCUCAGAGGAUGAUGAGGAAGAGACCACGUCGCAGGACUGGGGUACCCCCCGGGAGCUGACCUUCUCCUACAUCGCCUUCGAUGGUGUGGUGGGCUCCGGGGGCCGUAGAGAUUCAGCUACCCGCCGCCCCCGGCCUCAGGGCCGUUCAAUCUCAGAACCCCGAGACCUGCCCCCUCAGCCCGGCCUAGGAGACAGCUUGGAGAGCAUCCCCAGCCUGAGCCAAUCCCCAGAGCCUGGACGCCGGGGUGAUCCUGACACCGCACCUCCUGCUGAACGCCCUCUGGAGGACCUAAGGCUGAGGCUGGACCAGCUGAGCUGGGCUGCCAGGGGAGUGGGAUCUGGGGAGGACUCUGCCACCAGCAGCUCCACUCCUCUGGAAGACGAGGAACCCGAUGGAUUGGAGGAGGGAGAGGCUAAGGAAGAAUUGGACCGACAACGCGAAUUUGUUCAGUCCUCGCCACCUGAGGUCUUGACUCCCCAGCCCAGCCCCGGCUGUAGGACACCCGAGGUGUCCCCGUCCCCACCAGGAUCCCCGGAUUCGAACUCUGGGCCUGAUGAGCCCUCGCUGGACGAGGAAGAGGAGCCAUGGGGACCACUGGAGCGGGAGCCAAUCACGGGACAGUGUCUCCAUAGCAGGGACCAAUCAGAAUUCACACUACAGCCACACCUUCUAGUGGCGGACCUGCUGUACUGGAAGGACACGAGGACGUCAGGAGUGGUCUUCACUGGCCUCAUGGUCUCCCUCCUCUGCCUCCUGCACUUUAGCAUCGUGUCGGUGGCCGCCCAUGUGGCUCUGUUGCUGCUCUGCGGCACCAUCUCUCUCAGGGUUUACCGCAAAGUGCUGCAGGCUGUGCACCGGGGGGAUGGAGCCAACCCCUUUCAGGCCUACCUGGAUGUGGAUCUGACCUUGACUCGCGAGCAGACAGAACGCUUGUCCCAACAGAUCGCCUCCCACGUGAUCUCUACAGCCACGCAGCUGCGGCACUUCUUCCUCGUAGAAGACCUGGUGGAUUCCCUCAAGCUGGCCCUACUCUUCUACAUCUUGACCUUCGUGGGUGCCGUCUUCAAUGGCUUGACUCUUCUCAUUCUGGGAGUGAUUGCUUUAUUCACCGUUCCUCUGCUGUAUCGGCAGCACCAGGCCCAGAUCGACCAGUAUGUGGGGUUGGUGACCAAUCAGUUGAGCCACAUCAAAGCUAAGAUCCGAGCUAAAAUCCCAGGGACUGGAGCCCUUGCCUCAGCAGCAGCUGCAGCCUCCGGAUCCAAAGCCAAAGCCGAAUGAGAGGGGUGUCUCUGCCGAGGGACGCCUUCCCCCAACCCCAGCAGCCCUCUGUCCCCGUCCAUCUCCUUGCUAACCCCACCCUCACUGCCCUUCGGCCUGAGCCAUUUCCCGGUGGGUGUCCAAGAUCACUCCCACCUGGUAAACAGCUCAGAUUGAGCGGCCAGGACUACAUUUCCCAAGAGGCUCUGCUCUAGGAGUUUCGGAAAGGCAAGGCACCUUGGCCGCGGGGCCUGCUGGGACUUGUAGUUGACUAGACAGGGCGCUGCCCUGCACUUCCGCGGUCAGGCCGCUGAAAGCGCUGUGAGGGGUUGGUGUCUGCAGGACACCGCUAGCCCCAAAGCAGGGGCUUUGCAUGGGGCCCAAGGGAGGCCUGAGCUUGGAUUUACACUGUAAUAAAGACUCCUGUGGAAAACCCAAGGCCUCCUGUGCUUCAAGUCCCCUCCAGCUUUCACUUCGUGCACUGGAAAGCACUUAAGCGAUACUCCGGGAGAACUUUACCCAUCUUGUGGAAGAAGCCCCCUCCACCAUCUAUUUAGAUUAUUAAGUGAUCCAGGGAAGAUGCUGAGAGACCACCCAUUCCAGGGCUAAUUGAGCCUUGGCAGCCACGUUCCAGGCCUGUGCUGCAGGCAGACAUCACUAAUGGAGCCCACACUGCCUACUGCACAGCCAUCUCACCUGAGACCCAGACCCACUGUCCAGUGAUCUUCUGGAAGACUCCCUUAUCCCAGACUUCUUCCUCAUGCUACCCGACUUCCAACUCAGGGAUGUCCCGAUUGCCCACAUUGUCAUGUCGACAGAGGCCCAGAUUCUGGCCUCCUCCUUCCUCACCUCCCAUACCUAAUCAGUCAGGAAGUCAUAUCUAGGCUACCUCCCAAAUGUCUUUCAUAUCAACUGCUCUCUGUUCCCAUUGCCUUGGAACUAUGUCCCUCAUGACCUCUGUGGGUUUCGAGUUCCAAAACUAAAUUGGGGGAAAAGGAGGAGGUCUGAAAGUCCACGGACCUGGGAUUGAAUCUCAACUCCACUACAUUUUGACUGUGUGACCCUGAGGAAGUGACUUCACCCCUCAAAGUCUAGGUUUUCUCCAAUGGAAGACUGUCACCCUAACCAUACCUACAUGUAAAGCCCUUGGUUAAAUGCC
Sciurus carolinensis (gray squirrel) is the source of this 2722-nucleotide messenger RNA. It is a transcript of the gene Rtn2, whose product is annotated as reticulon 2. The record is from RefSeq and is a predicted model, not a curated record. Lineage: Eukaryota; Metazoa; Chordata; Mammalia; Rodentia; Sciuridae.